AUGAGAGACAUACAAAAUAUGCAAAUUGAAUACCGAAACAAGCUGGAGAAGGAGAAGUCACAGAACGGUCUGGUGGUUUUGCGCGCCCUCUACGGAAACCUCCGAAUUCGUUCGUGCUUUCUGGCUCAGCAGCAAAUCGGGGUGGUUGAGGAGCAGCACCUUGAGGGCCCUUACAUCGACGUAACAAUUCCCCUACAGCUGAGCGGCGGAGAUGUGUCUCUCUAUGUAUUAUAUACCUUCAGGUUUGCAUUUGGUUUAUUUUAA
This is a messenger RNA of Eimeria necatrix, 264 nucleotides long. RefSeq names its product DnaJ domain-containing protein, putative. Bases 1 to 264 code for a protein of 87 amino acids. Lineage: Eukaryota; Apicomplexa; Conoidasida; Eucoccidiorida; Eimeriidae. The transcript has 6 exons. The record is from RefSeq and is a predicted model, not a curated record.